Lates calcarifer (barramundi perch) is the source of this 1730-nucleotide messenger RNA. It is a transcript of the gene ak6, whose product is annotated as adenylate kinase 6. Lineage: Eukaryota; Metazoa; Chordata; Actinopteri; Centropomidae. The record is from RefSeq and is a predicted model, not a curated record. The transcript is spliced from 6 exons. Bases 161 to 685 code for a protein of 174 amino acids. Gene Ontology annotation, molecular function: ATP hydrolysis activity; ATP binding; AMP kinase activity. Gene Ontology annotation, cellular component: cytoplasm; nucleus.
GCAAAGUUGACGUAAAGGUGACGUGAAGCCUCACUUCGUCGCAGUGUUUAUUUGUGGAGGUCUGCUGCUGCAAUUAACUAGUUAGCGGGGUCUUCUGUUUAGUCAGCUUCCUCUUUUUCAAGUGGUCGACAUCGAGACACGUGUCGGCUGCUGGCGAGCUAUGAAGAUGAGAAAGCGACCGAACCUUCUGUUAACAGGAACCCCUGGUGUUGGAAAGACCACUUUAGGAAAGGAGCUAGCCCAGCGGACAGGGCUGAACUAUGUUAACAUAGGAGACCUGGCCCAGGAAGGACAACUUUAUGAUGGCUAUGAUGAAGAGUACCAGUGCCCGAUUUUGGAUGAGGACAGGGUGGUGGAUGAGCUGGAUGAAAAGAUGGUAGAGGGUGGUGUGAUUGUUGAUUAUCAUGGCUGUGACCUGUUUCCUGAACGCUGGUUUCACAUCAUCUUUGUCCUCCGAACAGACAACACUCAGCUGUACACACGGCUAGAGAGCAGGGGUUACACAGGGAAGAAGCUGCAGGACAACAUACAGUGUGAGAUCUUCCAGACUAUCUAUGAGGAAGCCAUGGAGGCCUACAGUCAGGAGAUUGUCCACCAGCUACCCAGCAACACUCCUGAAGACAUGGAGCGCAACCUGGAGCAGAUAGUGCAGUGGAUUGAGCAGUGGAUGAAGGACCAUAACUAGAAGCUGAACUCUACCUGCUGGCUUCCAGUGGCAGGAUUAUCUACAAAGAUUAUUUAGAUAGUUGAAUAUGAAUUGUAGUUAUUUUGAAUCUGUGUUUAUUUUCAUAAAUUUGAAACCAUAAUGACUUCAUUCAGUGACCUCCAGUUCACAAGGAGUGCUGUUGGGCUAACUCUCUGUAAUGUGCAAGUGCAAGCUAGUGUCAAAUCAAAGCACUGGUGUACAUUGGUGUAUCAUAUUUUUGUAUAAAUAAACGAUCACUGGGAAACAGUGUUUUCAAGUAUUUCACACAUAAAAACAGAAAAAGUGUGAUUUGAGAAGUGGUGUAAAAGACUCCGUUAAGUGGAUCUCCUCAGGUAGAUCAUCCCAGAGUCUCAAAGCCCUGACAAAAAAAUCAGUCUACAGCACAAAACUGCUAAAAGUGAAGUUCUGGACUUAAGUAAAAGAUAAAUGUAAAAAUCGUUCACCUUUAUUCACAAAAGUUUAAAAAAUGACUUUAAGAGGGCUCCACAGGUCUCUGAAGUCGUUUCACAGCAGAUCCUCUAACUAAUGCUGAUAAAAAAUAAUACAUUAGCUGAAGCAGUAUGAUUUAGAAUAGAGUAAUUCUGGUCUUAAUUGCAUUUUAACAUUUUUUUUUAAUUAUCAGGUACAAACAAAUUUCAAUAAAUCUGACUGAUUUGCAAUCACUGUCUAAACAUCUUCACUGUCUGCAGUCUGCAGCAUGGAAUUCAAUUCUCCUUAUUACAUGAUUUCUCCUGUGUAUAUACAUAUAACUGUAAAACUAAAAGUCAAGAUGAGAUGAAGCCAUGUAAGACAGUUUCAGUGUUUAGGUUGAAUCCUUAUUUUACAUAAUACCUUAUAUUUCUAAGUUGAAAAAGAUACAAAGAGAAACAAUAGCUGGCACAGAAUGUCUGGCCAGAUUUGUUUUUUUUUUUUUUUUUUUUUUUUUUACUUACUCAUUACAUGUAUCCAGAUUUAAUCAUCAUAUCCAAAAUGUACUGUUUUGCAGUUUGCACUGAAAAUUUAAAACACCCUAGCUUAUUUUACA